Sphaerodactylus townsendi is the source of this 3140-nucleotide messenger RNA. It is a transcript of the gene PPIF, whose product is annotated as peptidylprolyl isomerase F. NCBI's taxonomy places the organism in Eukaryota, Metazoa, Chordata, Lepidosauria, Squamata, Sphaerodactylidae. Gene Ontology annotation, molecular function: peptidyl-prolyl cis-trans isomerase activity. Gene Ontology annotation, biological process: protein folding; protein peptidyl-prolyl isomerization; regulation of mitochondrial membrane permeability involved in programmed necrotic cell death. The record is from RefSeq and is a predicted model, not a curated record. The coding region runs from base 99 to 770 and encodes 223 amino acids. The transcript is spliced from 6 exons. Gene Ontology annotation, cellular component: mitochondrion.
AGGAGGGCUUUAAAAGCGCGCGCGCGGCCCGCCGGCCUCUCCGACAGGUCCAGGCAGACCGCGCGCUUCCCGGCUGCGGGACAGGAGCCUCGGCCGCGAUGCUGGCGCUGAGCUGGGCCCGCCGCUGGGCGCCUCUGCUCUCGCGGGCCCCCGGGGAGCUGCCGCUCUCCUCGCCCUCCGCGCCCCGGUCCUCCCUGCGCGCCGCGGAGCUGGGCCGCCGCCUCUGCAGCAGCGCCACCGGGCUGCGCGGCGGGGGCGACGACGGCGACGACGACGACAACCCGGUGGUGUUCCUGGACGUGGGCGCCGACAACCAGCCGCUGGGCCGCGUGGUGCUGGAGCUGAAUGCUGAUGUGGUACCCAAAACAGCAGAAAACUUCAGAGCUCUCUGCACUGGCGAAAAAGGUUUUGGAUACAAAGGAUCUACCUUCCACAGAGUGAUUCCUUCGUUCAUGUGCCAGGGUGGCGACUUUACCAAUCACAACGGCACUGGAGGCAAGUCUAUAUAUGGCAGUCGGUUUCCUGACGAAAACUUCGAACUGAAGCACGUUGGGGCAGGUGUUCUCUCAAUGGCCAAUGCAGGACCCAACACCAAUGGGUCUCAGUUCUUCAUUUGCACAGCCAAAACUGAUUGGCUAGAUGGGAAACAUGUUGUCUUUGGCCACGUGAAGGAAGGGAUGGACGUUGUGAAAAAAAUCGAGACCUUUGGCUCCAAGAGCGGGAAGCCAUCAAAGAAAAUAGUCAUAACCGAUUGCGGCCAGCUGUCCUAACAGAAGAAGGACCGCUCCUCUCUGGAGAAUUGUUCUGGAGCCUCCUGUGUGCAUUUCUCUCCUGGAUUUUGUACUAAGAAAAUAAAAACUUUACUGAGCCAUAGUUGAGAAGAGUUUAAAUAUUGGGGGAAAUCCACUGGUCAAGUGUACGAUUUUAUGCUUUCAGCUUAACUUAGCUGUACUAUUGUUCUGUGUGUUGAUAAUAGAAAGUUAGGCCGCUAAUAGAAAGAAGGCCGCUAAGCGCAAGAUUGUAAGCGAGCCUCCAAGUACCUCAGUCCUCAGCACUGCGAAUGUAUUACAGACGUGCAAACGCUGAAUGUCAAGGAUCCUAACCAGUGUGUUCCCAUCUAACUAGCUUGAAAAGACUGUCUGAUUGCUGUUCACUGACAAACCUACAGCAACUGUGGAUUGAUAUUUCAAACAUGGGUAGUCGAAUGGUUAACCGUUUUGUUGACCUCUCUAAAAGUCCCAACUGCUCACUCAGAUGACUUAACGGGUAAUUCUUCUUCCCUAAAGUGCAUUUUCAUCUGUUUGGUAGCAGGCUCAGUGCCUUCAUGGCAGACCUUGGACUUUGGUUCUGUAGGAUAUCUUUACCAUCUGAAAAGAUAAGCAUGUCCUGGCUAUUGGAGCAGCAGUUAAUGGGUAAGCAGCGAAGUUGAUGGAUUCCCUACAGCUCUCUGGAUUCGUCCUUACUUGGGCCACCAAUAAAUGCUUCAGUGAAGAAGGUUAAAUGUUUGCAUCAGUCGCUUAAAGCAAACACAUGUGACAUACCUACUGUUAGGACUGAAAUCUGGGAACAGACCAAACCGUGGAGGAAGCUUAUUUAAUUUUCAUGAAAGAAAUGGAAGAUUAGCUAAAUCUGUUCCACUUGCAACUGUGAAUUCCUUUGAAAUGCUAUAUGGGGAAGGGCUCUGUUCGAAAGACGAAUUGGAAACAAGAGUGCUGUGCUAUCAUGGACCAUGUUAAACUCAAGAGUCAAACGAUUAGGCAUGUUGAUAGAAUCAUGUUGGGGAAAGGAAUUCAGGCUGUCGUCGUUAAGCCCUCUCUAACAUAUCUACUUGAUCAGCAAAUGAACCUGAUGCAACUCGGAGCGGCCCUUGAACAACGAGGGCUUUUAUCGUAUCAACAUCACAAACAAGAUGUCUGUUUUGAUAUCAUGGUAAUUGUUCCAGUUUCUUCUGUGAUGCCCACAAAUAAUUCUGGGAAGAAUCUCUUCUUUCUCACACCCUGAAUUAGUUAGCUGGGUUCCCAGUGAGAAAAAGGUCAACUGAUUUGUAGCGUAAGUAUGUGUAGGAUUGCUCGAACACAGCAACCAGUAGCAUUGUCUUCUCAGGUAUAUAACAGUGAGUUCAGAUUUCAUAGCAAGUUAAGAUAGAUCAUAGGUCCUGAGUAAAAAAUAUUAAAUAGAAUUGCCUUAUCUCUUUACAUGUGAGCGAGGGUAGCUGGUGGUGAUCCCCUUUAUUUUUGAUGACUGAAAUAAGUGUUGCAGUCUGUUUGAAACAAGGAAAUGGACCAGCCUGUGUUGAACUGGCAUUUGCAGAAUGCAGCCAGGCGCUUGCUAACUGCAUGUAAAUCUGUUAAAGGGAGCCAUUUUUUAACUGGACACUUCUGAACAGGAGCAGAAAGCUAGUCCCUAAGUAUGCUAUAAUGUGUUAAACUAUUUAAAGACGCUUUUAGAUACGAUGGGAUGCAUGUAGCAACGUGCGAACAGAAAUCAACAGAUUUCAGUGUUCUUUAGAGAUCAUUUGCAAGUGGGAUUUUUCCGUUUCACACAGUAAAAUCCAGCGUUAAAAAAAUGGAUUGGAAAAACAUUGUGUGUGUGUAAAAUCACCACCAUUGUCCUCCUGGUUGGAUGGAUUGUACGCCAUCUUCUGUUUUGCAGAUACACACAAUGUCAUACAUGUGUGAGAUUUUGCACAACAAUUUCCUCGUUUUCCUGUCUUCCAUCUUAGAGAAGCCAUUUUGAGAAUGAUGAAGCAGCUGGAUUCUCUUCCUGAAACCCUGGGACUGGCUGCACAUUAUUCUGCAAAUAAAUCCAAGCAGGGAUGCCAUUAAGUCUGACAUAGCACAAGCUUCUACUGUGGUCUCUCUUUUUUUUGCAUUUUCCUCUUGUGUGAGCAGAAAGCUUGCUGGUUCCAACUCUUCAUGUUGAGGGAGGGACAUGCUUGCUACAAGUCAGCAGUUACAAUGUGAAGAACCUUUUUUUGGUCAUGCAAGUUGACUUCUGUAACAAUGGUAACAUGUUUAGCAUUAGACCCAGGCAUGUGAUUCAAGGUACUAUUCAUGCAUUGUUGGAGUAUGUUUGAAAUACUUGAUUCAACUUGUUCAGCUUAUGUGCACUAUCAAUAAAUGGUAUUUUUGUUACAUGUU